Messenger RNA from Papaver somniferum (opium poppy), 393 nucleotides. RefSeq lists its product as uncharacterized. The transcript has a single exon. Lineage: Eukaryota; Viridiplantae; Streptophyta; Magnoliopsida; Ranunculales; Papaveraceae. Bases 1 to 393 code for a protein of 130 amino acids. The record is from RefSeq and is a predicted model, not a curated record.
AUGGUUUCUUAUACAGACGAGAUCCCGCCUCAACCAAAACAGGAAACCAUCGAAAAUCAAGUUUUAUUAGAUCAGACAAGUGAUUCAAACAAGGGAGGAUGGGAAGUUUGUAAAUCUGAAGAAUGUAACUUUUGUGUCUUUAUGAAAUUAAGUUCAUGUAAAGAUAGCUAUAACAGUUGGGUCGAAUGUCUAGAAGCAAACGCCAGGAACGCAACGGAAGAAGAUGCUCAGAAGAAGUGUGAGCCAGCUGGUAUAAAGUUACUUGAAUGUAUGGAAAGUUUAAUAAAAGCUGCCGAAGAACUAUCUACGAAGGGUAUGGAGGAGAAUGAAACUGAAUGGCAGUGUGGACUUGGCGAAGAAGAAGAAGAAGACGAAGAGGAGGAAGCUGAAUAA